Messenger RNA from Lodderomyces margitis, 4830 nucleotides. It is a transcript of the gene INT1, whose product is annotated as Int1p. Gene Ontology annotation, biological process: axial cellular bud site selection; protein localization to bud neck. Gene Ontology annotation, cellular component: cellular bud neck contractile ring. The transcript has a single exon. Lineage: Eukaryota; Fungi; Ascomycota; Pichiomycetes; Serinales; Debaryomycetaceae. Gene Ontology annotation, molecular function: GTP binding. The coding region runs from base 1 to 4830 and encodes 1609 amino acids. The record is from RefSeq and is a predicted model, not a curated record.
AUGUCAACAGUUGUACUAACCACAAUUGCAGAGUCAGUGGACCUUUUACUCAGAGAGAUGAGUGCCGAUAUGGAUAGUUUAGCGCCUCCAACAACAUUCGAACCGGACCACAGGCGAAAUGAACAUAGUUUCUCAACUUCAAUCAAUACAUCACCAACAAAACCACUAAAAUUUCCUAAUCAACAACAGACUCCUAUAAACGAUCCCAAUUCCAGCUCAGACACUUAUGCCAGCGAUCAAGACCAACACCAAAGCAAACUCUACCCAGAAGUCAAAAAUGACCUCAAAUUGUCUUUGAACCGUAACUUUGAUGUUGACACUUCUGCUGACAUACAAGAUACUAUUGAAGUGUACAAUAAAUACAAUUCAGAAGUGGAUAUAUACACCCUGCAAACACCAAGAACUUCAACUACAGAUCUAUUGACGAAGCAGCCUUACACAAAUUCCUCCCCUAAUAAGUCGAUAAUGAAGAAGACACCAACAGGCUCUCCGAAAAAAGUUGCCUUCACAGCAACAAAUCCAGAAAUUUACCAAUAUGCUCAGGGACAGCAGGAACUGGAAGAUGAUCAAAAACAGUCAGUCAACAGCUUAGCACUUCAAAAGCCAAUUCAUCACCAGUGGGAGCAACCUCAUAUUCACUCUGAGGAUGAAAGUUUGGCGUCGCCGCCUCCUCCUCCGCCACCACACACGAGUAAACCCACUUUUGCUCAACUUUUGAACCGUGAAAACUGUGACCAUGAGAAUACAAAGAAGCUAGACGCUGUACCGCUUCAUGGAAAAGUAAGUCCACAUGCAGAUGAAGAAUACGACUUAGAUGCUCGCUUGCAAGAGUUGGAAAUAGCGUCAAAAAAUAAAGCCAAAGAGAAUAUUCAUCAUCUAUCGCUUUCGUUGCAAACCCCUACUUUUGAUAUAGAAAACCCGCUUGAUUCAUUACAGAAAGCGUCAGAUGUACAAUUACCAUCAUCAGGAUCGUCACAAUCUUCAUUACAAUCAUUAAGAGAUGACAAUAGAAGCUUGAACUCGGUUCCUGGGUCACCCACCAAGGCCAACCGCGGGCUUGCAUUACGUGAUGGAAUCAAAGGGUUAUCAGAUGCAACCGUUGAAUCAUUGUUGCCUAGAGAUGAGUCAGAAGAUGCGUUAUACAUCAGCCAUUCUAAUGGUGAACUGGAUGCAGCUGCCCGUGAUGAAGAGCCAUUGGAUUCGUUUGAUAAUUCAUAUAGUCGAACUGAACAAUCGAUUAUGAAUUUGCUCAAUAGUGCGUCGGCUUCUCAAGUAGCACUUAAUAACAUCACACAAGGGAAUGAAAUUCACGUAAAGCAAGAAACUGACAAUGACGAACAAGCAUUUGUGCCAGAAGAGAAGGAAACUGUUGUAAAACAAGAGUUUGAGCACGAUGAACAGCUUUUUGAACCUCAAGUUCGGGUUGUGGUGAAGAAAGAGUCAAAGGAGGUCCUACCUCAGGAUGAACAAGAGACUAUAGUCAAGCAAGAGCAAAUUAAUGGCAAUUCUGUGAAUCAAACUCCGCAAUUUUCGACACGAGUGUUUAAAUCUGAAUCUAGUGUUCACAUAUCACCGUAUACUGGACUAACCCCACAACAGGAAGUCGAACAGAUGCUAGCCGAAAGUGGCGAUAACCAACGGAUUCAAGAUGAUACAACUGAGAUUUCAGAUUUCGUAAAUCGAGACGAAUCCAACAUGUCUAUCAGGUUCCACACGGAUAGUGGUUGGAAAUUAGAAGAUAGUAAUGAUGGAGAUCGGGAGGACAACGACGAAUAUAGUCAAGUUCUUGGCCGAUCAGAUAUGCUUGAUGAAGGUGACUCCAACUCUUCAGCAGAAGAAUUUGCUGAUGCAUCUAAUGAACUAAGCCAGGCUCUAAGCAAUACAAAUGGUGAUAAAAAGGAGGUUGAGGAUCCCAAAAGCUUGGCUCCACCAAGAGCAAUUGACGAAGCAGUAGAUGCAACUCACGGCCCAACAAGUAAUGAAACCAUCUUGGCAAACUCAUCAAACAUUGCUGAGCCAAAUGAAGAUAUUACCUUGCCGCCAGUUGAAAUCAACAAUUAUUCCUCAUUGGAAGAGAUUACAAAGAAUAUGGAUUCUAUAUCGAGCUAUGAGCGUUCAUUGUCGGCAGAAAAUGACGUGGAGAAACCAAAGCCGGACGACUUUUUGUCUAUUUGGCAUAGUCAACGAAAACAAAAGAAAAGUCAGAUGCAUAAAGUGCCUACUCAACAGCUUAUUGCUGCAUAUAGAGAGGAGCAAGUUGAGCAAAAGAGGGCAACAUCAACUGAUAAAGUAAGAAUUCCUUCAUCAUUAAACGGGAAAAAGAUUAAAGAAGUGCAUGUCAUGUCAAGAAGAGUGGUUAGUCCAGAUCACUUUGACGAUUUGCAUGUAUCGGGAUUUUUGCCCGAGUUAUCUAGAGACUCCGUGUUUAAUGAUUUGCACUUCACCAAUCAAUCUCGUGUUCCAUCGGCACAACUCAACACUUCCAACAUGCUUUCUAAUAUAGAUAAUAAUCCAAAUGUCGUUGAACCACCACAACCUUUGAUACCUGGCCAAGCCCGUCAAACAAAGAGGUUCAUUUCUUCAAAUAGCAGCAACUUACAACGUGCAUCGACCACAGGCCCAGCACCCACCGGGCCAACGAGAUCAAGAUUUAGAGUGCCCACUUUUGAAAUCAAGCGCUCGUCGUCGGUGCUUUCACCCAAGAACAUGUAUGAUGAUAUCUUUGAGGAUGUCGUGCCAAGAAAGCCACCAACUAUACGGGCCGAAGGUAUGAAGACUUUGCCAAGUAUGGAUAAAGAUGAUGUCAAGCGAAUUCUUUCAACGAGAAAGGGCAUGACGCAGGAUGAAUAUGCCCAUGCUAAAUUUGUGGAACAGAAACCGAAAAAGAAUUCAGUUGUCACCGAGACAGAAAAUGCACAUGAGCAUAUUCCCCAGACGGCAUCGAUCCAUGAUGCGAAUACCGAGUCGCCCCGUCAGCCUUCAAUUGCAACUGGUUCUGAUGUUUUGCCUUAUUCUUAUUUGGCAGAUGAAUUGAACAAGUCUCCUAGUGAAUUAAUGUCAAAGAACCAACCUGAAGAUUUCCCAACAAGGACAAGUUCUGUCAUUGUCCACAAGAAUGCGCCAUUGCCGGAGCCAGAGUUUGAAUUUGACAUUUCACCACAUACACCACCAUUGCCUGCUGGUGUAAUUGAUGAGUUGGAUACUGAUACAGCUUUGAACUAUUUACACAGUGACAGCCUAUCUCCCAAGACAGAAAGACAGGAGGCGAAGCCCAAAUCACCAUUGGACCCCGCACAGCAGCAAUCUCCGGAACCAGUUGUUGAGAGGAAGUUGGAUCCAAGUGUUCGGCCUGUUGUUGCCAAGCCAAACCUUCCCACGGAUACACCAGCAACACCAAUCAAAAAGUUUCGGAAGGAUGCUCAUACUCCCGUCUCCAAGAGAAGUUCGCCUAGAAAAAGUCCUAUUAAAAUUGGUUCUCCUGUUAAACUUGUAAAGAAGAAUGGAUCAGUUACCGGUAUUGAGUUGGCGGAAAAACACCAUUUCCAUGACCUUGCCAAUGCUGAGAAAGUCCAACCAUUUCUUGGAGAUGAAUUGGUACAUGCCAAGAUUAGAGAUAACUUGGACUACGAGAAAUGGACACCAGAACAUAAAUCCAACAUGCCAAGUGCAGUUUCAGUACCAUCAGAAUUUUCUGAUUCAAAAAGUCAGCAUCAUAAUUCUCAUGAGCGUCAUAAAUCGGAUCCCAAGGUUAUUGACGAUGAGCUUCCCGAUGUUGCAUGGCAAGAACGUGGCAAGUUGUUUUUCCGCGUGCUUGGGUUAAAGAAUAUUAAUUUACCUGAUAUGAAGUCACACAAGGGUAAGUUUACCAUUGCUUUGGAUAAUGGUGUUCACUGUGUAAAGACGUCUGAAUAUGACUUGGACCGGAAUCUAGUUUCAAUUGGUAAAGAAUUUGAACUUAUUGUUGCCGACUCUUUGCAAUUUAUCUUGACUAUGAAGGCUAGCUAUACUAAACCGAAGGGUACAUUGGUCGAAGUACGCGAGAGGAAGGUUGUCAAGUCAAGGAAUAAGUUGGGUCGCUUCUUUGGAUCUAAAGAUAUCAUCACCACAACACGGUACGUUCCUAGUAAAGUUGAAGACAGUUGGGCUAACAAACUAGCCACUGAUGGUUCAUUUGCUAGGUGCUAUAUUGAUUUUGCUCAAUUUGAACAGCAAGUGAGUGGUAGGGUGCAAAGAUUCGACUUGAGUUGUUUUAAUGAAUGGGAAACGAGAGCUAAUGGUAAUAAUGGCAAUGGUCCCCAAUCAAACACCAGGUGCAAGCCGUACAAAAUAGCCGAGUUGGAGGUUGAAAUGUUGUUUGUGCCUCGCUCCGACCCCCAUGAAAUUUUGCCAACAAGUAUCAAAUCGGCAUACCAAUCCUUGGCCGAGUUGAGUAAAGAGUUGAAGACUGUAAACGAAGGUUACUUGUAUCAAGAAGGUGGUGAUUGCGAAAUAUGGAAACGUCGUUGGUUUAAGCUUUAUGCUACGUCAUUAGUGGCCCAUUCCGAAUUCAGCCACAAGACAAGAGCCAAGAUCAAUUUGAACAAAGUGAUUGAUGUUAUGUAUGUUGACAAGGAAAACUUACACAAUUCGAAACAUCGUAAUUUCAGUGAUGUUUUACUUGUUGAACAUUCGUUCAAGAUCAAAUUUGCCAAUGGUGAAAUUAUUGAAUUUGGUGCUCCAAAUGAACGCGAAAUGAAGCAAUGGAUUGAGAUUUUGGAGAGUAUUGUUCAGCGCAACAAGAUUAGACGACAACCUUGGGUUAAUUUGAUGAUGAAGCAGCAACUGGAGUAA